Molecule: messenger RNA, 555 nt
Organism: Dibothriocephalus latus
Lineage: Eukaryota; Metazoa; Platyhelminthes; Cestoda; Diphyllobothriidea; Diphyllobothriidae
Source: the annotation of a GenBank genome assembly
AUGCGUUUCUAUCCCUUCUGCCUGCUACAGAAAAAUGUCUGGGUUUCUGGUGCCGCAUAUCUCCAACGUCUGAAUCGAGCCCUCUUUCUGACAGGCAACACCCUAGAAAUUGGAAAGCUUACCGGCAUUUCCAAUCCAGGCGAAAAAAUAUUGAUUGGACCAUUCCCGGACACACUUACUUGCGUUGGUCUCAUCGAUACUUCCCUUCGAAGUAAAUGGUUGAUUGCUGGCAAAACAAGCAGUGAUGCUAGGAAGGCUGUGCAAGUGGAUGUGAGCACAAUGGAUACGAUAGUAUUUGGCGACGUCAAAGGCUGGCUACACUUCUUGAGCAUCAGUCGCAAGGCCUUAGUAGAAGCGGAGUUGGUCAACAAAGCCACGAUCCUACAAAUGGCGACACUAAAGGACCAGACAAUUGCGGAUUCAAAUUCGCAGACGCCAAAAAGGUACUUCGCACCCCGGAACAGACAGGUUUAUGAGGAGCGGUUCCAUGCCAAGGCCAUUCCACCAUGCAACUUUAAAAGGUACAAGUUUGCUAAACAAUUUCUGCAGGCAUGA